Molecule: messenger RNA, 1773 nt
Organism: Uncinocarpus reesii 1704
Lineage: Eukaryota; Fungi; Ascomycota; Eurotiomycetes; Onygenales; Onygenaceae
Product: siderophore iron transporter mirC
Exons: 5
Coding region: 1-1773 (590 amino acids)
Biological process (GO): siderophore transmembrane transport
Molecular function (GO): siderophore-iron transmembrane transporter activity
Source: RefSeq, a predicted model, not a curated record
AUGGGACCUGCACGGCGGUCUCCCAGCCCACCGACGUACGGGGCUUUCGAGUCCGAUGACCGAAUAGAAAACAACGAGACUGAAGGUCUUCUUUUCGUUGAACCCAGGGAGCUAGGAGAAGAUGAUCCGAUUCUUGGAGAGCCGAUCAGUUCUUCAACCUCGUCGAGUACAGAGGUGCAGGAAGGCGUUCGCAAGAUCGAGGCGAUCAGUAGGACAUGGACACAAAAGUCGUUGAUCAUUGCGUAUCUUGGAAUCUUUUUGAUGUCGACGUGCACUUCCCUCGAGGGCCAGACUGUGAUGUCGUUAUCUCCAUAUGCGACGAGCUCCUUUAGUAAACAUUCUUUGAUAUCUACAGUCCUGGUUGUUCAAAAUGUGACUAAUGCCGUUAUCAAGCCUCCUAUGGCAAAGAUUGCGGACGUAUUUGGUCGCUUCGAAGCGUUUUGUAUCAGUGUCCUUAUCUACAUCUUGGGCUAUGUUCAAAUGGCAGCAUCGAAAAACGUACAAACCUACGCCUCAGCGCAGAUAUUUUACUCUGCUGGUUCAACGGGGUUACAAAUACUGCAGCAAGUGUUCAUCGCCGAUAGCAGCGACCUACUCAACCGAGCGCUUUUUGCUAGCCUCCCAGACCUACCUUUCCUCGUCACUGUUUGGGUUGGUCCGAUGAUUGCCUCGUUCAUACUUCGAGACUUGACCUGGCGUUGGGGCUAUGGAAUGUGGGCUGUCCUUUUACCUGCAGCCUUCCUGCCCCUCGCGUUGUCAUUGUGGCUUAAUCAAAGGAAAGCACAGAGACUCCAGCUGCUGAGGCCCAAGCCUUGGAAAGGCAAAGGAUUCCGGAGCUUGCUCCGUAGUACUUGGUACGAGUUGGAUUUGUUCGGUCUGAUAUUGUUAUCUGCCGCGCUCAUCCUAAUCUUGGUGCCAUUGACCUUGGCAGCGAAUGCAAAAGAUACAUGGCAUAAUCCAAGUAUCAUCACAAUGAUUGUGGCUGGAUUGGCUUUUUAUUUUUCCGUCCAACCAUAUCUCUAUUCCUAUCUCCAAGUCGUUCAAGGUCAAUCCGUCGUCACCGCCGGACGUGUGACGCAGACAUUUGCAUUCACCUCUACUAUCGCUGCAGUCGCAGUUUCAUUCUUCAUUAAAUAUAGCGGACGAUAUCGCCCAUUUGUCACAGGCGGAUGUUUCGUCUAUAUCGGCGGGCUAAUUUUGAUGCUUCUGACCCACAAAGAGGGCAGCACCGUUACCAAAACACUCAUCAUUCAAACAAUCAUUGGUCUUGGUGGUGGACUCGUGAAUGUUCCCGUGCAGUUAGGUGUUCAAGCAUCUGCCAGUCACCAAGAAGUCGCCGCUGCCACGGCCAUGUUUCUGACAGCCCUUGAAAUGGGUGGCGCGGUUGGCUCCGCUGUCUCCGGUGCCGUAUGGACAAGUUCGGUUCCAAAGCGGUUACGGAAUUAUUUACCUCCAGAAAGCCAGAAGGACGCCGAAGAGAUAUUUGGAAAAUUGACCAAGGCGCUUUCGUACCCACUGGGAACGCCAACCCGAAUCGCUAUCAACAGGGCCUACGAAGAAACGAUGGGAACACUGUUAACAAUCGCUGUUUGUGUCACGAUUCCCUUGAUACCAUUGAGCUUGUUGAUGAAGGAUUACAGGCUUGAUAAAAUGGCUCAAAAAGCAAAAGGCAAAGUCAUCGGUCACAGCGAUGUGGAAGAUGAUUUUAUGACUAGAAGCGCUACAAACACUCGAUCGAACCCAAGGCUAUCGAGGCCGAGUUCGAGACAAUAA